CUAUGUUACUGUUUGACACCUGUCAUAUUAUGCAUGUUUAUCAACUAGCCAUCAACUUGUCUUGAUUAGUUAUUAAUUAAGGAUGCGGUCUUGUUUUUCUUGUGGAUAUUGGUAUUUAAGUGAAAUAAUGUUAAAUAGGGGAACUAAAGUAUUUUUUUGAAACAGUGAUCCUAAUGUAUGUUAUAGUUUAAUUUCAUUUUAUCGUUAAUAAAAUUGGACAGUGAGUUUCACAAGUAAAUUGACUACUGAAAUCGUAAUUGUAUCCGAAAUGAAUUCAAGAAAUGAAAUUGAGUUAAAGAACUUUUUUAUUUUUAAUUCAACUUACUGUAUAAAAGAAGGAGAGGAGCAAAACAAAAUCUUAUUUUAUUUCCCUCCAACGGAAGAUUUAAAUACACAAAUAAACAAUGUCGGGUUGGUGGAGGCAAUAAUUAAAUUUACAGGAAAUUUCAAAUCUCAAUGUGACACCCGUUCGCUACACACUCUGAAAACGAGACAAUUGUAUUAUCAACCUGAGAAGAAUUUUUGGAUGACAAUGACUCUUAAUUUACCAUUCAAAGUUAAAAGUAAGGAGGAAGUAGAGCAGUUAGAUUAUAUGGAAGAUGAAAUACAAGAUGAAGUAUACAAUGCAGUACUAAAGCAAGCAUAUGAUUUAUACUACUUGUUUUUUGGAUCUUUUAGUGAUGGUUCUGGCAGUGAUACAAUAUUAUUAAAAAGUAAACUAAUGAAUCAUUUCAGUCCUUAUUUGAAAUCGAUAAAGUUAGCUCACUGUGAUAUUAUGAAUAUAUUUAAUGGUAUACAUUUUUUACCAUUAAAUAAACAAAACUUUUUGAAUGUGCAGUGUUUUAUUAAUUUACUGGAAUGUACCUAUAAGUUUAUUAAGUAUACAGCAGUUUUGUUUAAUGAUUGUUUGAUAUGGAGUUCAGUGGAGCCCCCCAGCAUGCAAACAAUCUAUCAAUACUUGACCGGUAUAUUAUUACCUGCUCAAAUGGAAACAGAAAUACAAGGUGGCUCGAUGCCGCGGAAUUCCCCUUUUACUUCUACACACUUCGGCCGCUAUGUAACAGGUCCUUCAAAUCUUAAAUCGGCGGAAAGUUUAGGAAAAAUUCCCAAAGUACAUUUGAAUAGUGAAAAAUCUUCUGGUACCUACUAUAUGAUAUUAUAUAGAGCACUGAGUGCAACAGUUUGUUUAUUUGUUGCUGGAGAAGAGCUUAAUUUAUCUUUAUUCCGGGAUCUGGAUGAAUUUAUGGGUCCUAAAUUAACAACCAUAGCAUCUGAUAUAGCAGAAUAUUGUGCCAAACAUAUAACACCAAUAACCAAUGCUGAUAAUAGUCCCCGUUUUAUAUAUUUUAAUAAAUUAAACCUGGCUUGUAAAAGUACCGUACAUUUGGAUAAUCGUCAAUCUGGAAAUCUAGCAACAGGAAAAGACACUAUCAAAAUUAUGGUUGAUAUGGAUGACCAAAAAUCACUUAUUGGACUUUCGGGUGAAAUUAUUGUUAAAACAAUGAACGACUGCUGGGUUGUUGGUAGAUUUUCAAACUCAAGGGAAUUUUAUCUGGCUAUGCAACAAAAAAAUGCCAGCCUGAUAGAAAUUAAUGAUGAAGUAAAAAAGGUAUGUGAUACUGAAUUAAAAGGAAUAUUUUUUCAUCCAAUGUAAAAUUCCACAACUAUUGAAUAAAACAUUAUUUUUUUAACCCAAAAUGGCUGUUUGUUAUUGCUGCUACUUUGUUUAUGUCGGAGGUAUGCACAUAAACUACACCACGUCUAUUCGUAACCAUUUGAAACUAAUACUGUAGGCGAUACAUUAUACUAGAAAAGGUAAGAAAACAUUAAAAGGGAAUGUGAGAAAAACAAGUUUUCGUGGAAUACUUACAUUUGUAUGCUGUAAUUGUGUUUAGGGUGGUAAGUUUUUUAUAAUAUAUA
This is a messenger RNA of Agrilus planipennis (emerald ash borer), 1920 nucleotides long. RefSeq names its product vacuolar fusion protein CCZ1 homolog. The record is from RefSeq and is a predicted model, not a curated record. The transcript is spliced from 8 exons. The coding region runs from base 269 to 1654 and encodes 461 amino acids. Lineage: Eukaryota; Metazoa; Arthropoda; Insecta; Coleoptera; Buprestidae. Gene Ontology annotation, biological process: vesicle-mediated transport. Gene Ontology annotation, cellular component: Mon1-Ccz1 complex; intracellular membrane-bounded organelle.